GGGGGGAAGGGGGACCAUGCGGCAGGUAGCGGUUAACGGGUGUUGGGUUGCAGCGGUGCGGUCGGGGGGAGUCAACGAGGGUUGUCUCGCCAGGGUGAUCGACAUGGGGAGGUCACAGCGCCGUCAACAUGAGGCUGCCGCGGACCAUGUGCAGGACACAUUCAGGGCCCGCUCCCCUGUCUAUCGGUACCUGGUUGUCGGCCAGAAGGUCGACAACAAGGGGGUCAUGAUGCUCCGUUGCACGUUUUGCAACAAACUUUUCCAUGGGACCCAGUUUCAGGCCACGAGGCACUUCUCGCAGACAAACUACUGCAAGGACGUCAGCGACGAGGCGUUGUACGAGAUUGCUCGACGGACUCUGCAGAAGUUUGAGGCCGAUAAGAUGGAGAGGGUUUCGAGGUAUGCAGCGGAGCGCGGACUCGAUGUGCCCGACACGGGUGGUGCAAGGGGAGGAGAGGCGGGGCGGCAUCCGGCGGAGGGAGGGGUCGGGGGAGAUGGUGGGCAUGGUGCAGCAGACCCCACUUUGGGUGGUGGAGGCGGUGAGACAGAGGAGGCGCGUGGCCUGGGUGACGAGGGAGUCCCGGAACGGGAGGACGUGCGCAAGGGAGCUGCAACGGAGGGGUCUUCCAAGAGGAAGGAAGCAGGGAGUGAUCCGGCUGCCACCCCAACAAGGAAGAGGCUUCGGCAGCAGAAGGUGACUGAUGUCUACGGUGGCGAGUGGGUUGCCCGCCACAAGAAGGCAUUCCUUCGCUGGUUGUAUUCCAGCGGGGUCUCCUUCAAUGCCUUCCGCAACCAGGCGUGGAAGGCAUAUCAGCAGGUGCUUCUUGAGCAGCCUGGCAGUUCCCUGCGCGCAGUGCUCCCCAACCACUGCGAGAUUGUGAGUGUGCGGGCGGUGGAGACCCACCGUGCGGAGUUGGCGGAGGAGUUGGAGGAGGUGAGGCAGCCAUUCUGGGUGACUGGUGCCACCCUCCUCUCCGAUGGGAGGAAAUCACGAGACGGGAGACCGAUCGUGAAUUUCCUUGCUGAUGGCUCUCGAGGGGUCGUCGUGUACACGACGAUCAAUCGAGAGGGCAAGCCGGACGAUGCAGUGCACGUCCUUCGUAGAUGGGUUACCAUCUUCCACGAGUUCAGCUUUGGCGGGCCGCAGCGGAUCAAUGCGAUAUGCACUGACUCCGCUUCUGCCUAUGUGGGGGCUGCGAGGGCAUUGACCUCGCCGUCCACGCCUCUUGCACUGAGGAGGAUCACUUGGCUCCCGUGCUCCGUCCAUGUCUGCAACAAAUUGUUGUCAGACAUGGGGACGAGUUGCGACGCGUUUGUGAACGCGAUCACACUCGCUCGUGUGCUGGUGGUGUUUUUCAAAACCCACCAGGUUCAUUUUUUUAGGAUGCGCAGCCCCGAGAAGGGGCUUAUUCUUUCUUGCGAGACGCGGUUCGCGUCUGUUUACUCCAUGCUGGAGAGGCUGUUGGCCCUGCAGGACACUUUGCAGGACAUGAUGCGAGGGGACGACGCGCGGGCUUUUGCUUCCAUCCCGUGGUCCGCCGAUGUGUGCGUUAUGGCGCGGUGGCGGAGAGGAACUGGGCAGUCCAUCACCGCAAAUGUGCGGUUGAGUGAGUAUCGGCGGGCUGGAUGCGGUUAUGUGCUGCCAUGGCAGUGGGACGAGGGCAUGUUGGAUUGCCAGGCAGGACUCGAGUUGGAGCCUGUGCGCACGGGAACUCGCAGGGGGAUGACGGACGAGGAGUUUGCCCGUCAGGUUGCACUUAUUACCCGGGAUCCCAUCGGGGCGUCCGCACCACCCUCGGCUGAUGCCGUUUUCGAUAGACGUGCUUGCAUUUUUCGUCCCUACCCCAGGGACGACGACUCAGACGAGGUCCCGAUACCCGAGGUGGCAGACGACCCUGCGCUCUGCAUUCCCCGGGAGAUCGACAAGACGCACGAGGAUCCCGACUCCAAGGACACGAGGACACAGACUGCACGACGGGCGGCGAACCGGGCGGAGAGCGAGAUGCUGGGGGGAGACGAGGACUUUUGGGGCCCAUUCGGUGAGGUCGCUUCCACGGGCGGCCCAGAGGCGCAGGCAACGACCCCCACUCCGACGAGGCGGGAUUCGUCCAUGCCGCCACCUCCUGCUCCGAGUCCUGCACCUCGAUCGCCCGUCUCGCCACUUCAGCCGGACAGGGAGGAGUUGGGGUCCUCUUUGCCUCAGCGAGGCCUUCUCCACAGAGGCGGGGCAGUCCGCCAGCUUAGGUUACGAUCACCUUCCCCGGGGAUAGGUCAGGAGGAGGGGGGACCUUCGACAGCAGCAGUGGAGAGUUCGAUGGCACCAGCGGCUGUGUCGGACGCGACGAUCGCGGCCGCGGUGGAGGAGAUAGCAGCAGCAGCAGCAGCAGCAGCAGUGCUAGAGGAGAUGGCAGCAUCGGUGCUGGCGGAGGAUCCACCAGCGGCAGGAGGAGGUGCUGCAGUGGAGGGGCAGGUGGCAGCAGCAGGAGGAGCACGUGGAGGAGGAGCAGCAGUGGAGGUUGAGGUGGCAGCAGCACUGGAGGAGGAGGACGCACCGUCGGCAGUUGUAGUGGAGGAGGAGAUAGCCGCACAAGAGGAGGUGCACCGUGGGGGCGAUGACGAGCGCCUCAUGCAGCAGUUCCUCACGGAGGACCUCGGUCCGGCCAUAGCGGGUAUGACCCCGGGUGUGGAGAGGGGGUUUGGGAUUUCAAAUUCGGAGAUGGGGACCCACUUAGACCUGGAUUUGUCGGUGGGCCUUCCACCCAGUUGCGGCGGGGCGACAUCGACGGAUCGGGCUCCAUCGAGGGACGAGGCGCCAGGGAGGACUUCGACGCAGACCGCCAGAGAGAGGACGACGACUCAGUCUCCAGAUGCAGCACACGACAUCAUGGAGCGAGAGAGGGCUAGACUUUUGGCAUCGACUGGCCCUCGUGCUCAGGCGUUCCCACGGGCCGUAGAGGACACCAGGCGUUUAGAGAUAGGGGGGGAUUGUGUGCAGGGUGGGGUGGUGGCGGGGGAGGACGUUGCGGAGGGAGUGGCAGCAGAGCCGGUACCCGAGGCUAUGCCGGGUGGAGCAGACACAGCGGGCGUUGCUGUGGAGGGACGGACUCAGGCGGUGGAUGAGGCAGUGCAGGCAGGACAGCGACGAGUCGAGGGGGCUAUAAACUCACGACGCGAGGGGCAGGAGACAGCGACGGGUUCAGUCGUUCCAUUCUCGGGCCUGCACUUGGCUCAGGCCCGACAGCCGCAGGCAGUUCAGAUGGCAGUGCAUGGUGUGCCACCGCCCGUUAUCACAGAUUUGGGGUCCGAGCCGGUGGUUGUGCCCCCACGUCUUCCUAGCCACUUUGCUCCGCAGGAGGUCCGUUGUUCUUUGGAUGCAGAGGAGUUGGCGAGAGAGGCUGUGCGCGAUGUUACUCGCUUGGACCGGCGGAUCUUCGACCGGAAGCUCGAGCACCCACGGUGGCAGUCGAUCCCUUCGGUUCCAUGGGGUCCUGCGUCGCCCAUGUGGUCUGGGUCUACCUCCACUGGAGGACAUACCGCGGGACAUGUUCCAAGGGUUUCGGGUGGCGUGACGGAGACAGCGCCACACACAGGAAACAUGCCACCCCCUCCUCCCAGAGCACCUGCACGUGAUCCAUCAUCGUCACCCACAGGCAGAGGCUCUCGAUCCCCACACACGCCUGGGAGAUCUAGGAUUCGUGACACGACAGCAGUUCAGCAGGACGUGUGUGACACGACGAUAUUCGGGAGGACAGAUAUACAUUUGGAUUCCACCCGUCGUGUCACGGAGCACACUGCACGCCUUCAGCCGGGCUUGGGAGGAGGAGGCGCUAGGACGACCACGGCGAGGGAGGUACCGGCAUCGGGUUGUGAGCCUCAGCGAGGUCGUAGCAGAGGAAUCUCGACCGAUACCUUGGAGUACGCUCUGAGAGCAGCGACGCGUGCCGUGCAGGAGCAGACUCCACGCAAGCGUGGAGUACCUCCUCGUCCACGCCCCGUGCCUGCAGAGGGAGGCGCAACACUUGGAGAGAGUUCGGGGGCGGAGGGGUUGGGGAUGCCUCGUGGUUCCCGCCGUGAGCAGACCAUUGCAGAGGCUAGUGCGAGGGUUGUUGUGUUGAGGAAGGGAGGAGGCCCCGACACCAUCGAGGAGGAUGAUCCUAAUACGGAUGCGGCUGUGCGGGAUGUGGACGAGGACUACGAGGGCGAGGAGGAGGGAGAGGAGGAUAGCAGGAGUGGUUCCGAUGGUGACGACGACGACGACUACGAUGAGCCCCCACCUUCCCUAGGACCCCCACCGACGCGUGCAUCUAGACGCUCCGCUGCACGGACUUCUUCAUCCUCACGAGGGAGGAAGAGGUCGACAUCCGGCACUCGAGGGGGCACAAGGAGACACAGCAGGAAGGGGAAGAAGGGUCGUUGACCGAUGAGGCCAACACUCCGCUUCUCCCCUACUCGCACUGUACGUCGUCAUGUUGUGUGGUUGUAGUUUUUUUGGUAGUCUGAGUCGUCUCGUCUUGUCUCAGUAUUGUCG
Molecule: messenger RNA, 4528 nt
Organism: Chara braunii
Lineage: Eukaryota; Viridiplantae; Streptophyta; Charophyceae; Charales; Characeae
Source: the annotation of a GenBank genome assembly